AAUAUCGAUCGGAUAUGUUCCUGAACGCUGUUCCAGAACAGCUGAUUCGACAACAACAUAAACAUUAGGAGCCCUAAAUUAUCAUAGAAAAACAAUAUGUUAAGAGUUUCGCAAAAUCAAGUAUAUAGGACGAUCCUGUGUAUGCAACACAUAAGAUUUAUGCGGCAAACUCACUACGAUACGUUAAGACUUGCUCCCACUUGUACACCCAAAGAAAUUCGAGAAGCAUUCAUCAAACUGUCGAAAAAAUUACAUCCGGACGCUAACGUUAGUAAUUCUGAUCGGAAACCCAACGAAAAAGCGUUUGUGCAGCUCCUAGAGGCAUACAAAGUGCUGAGUAGAGAAGAGAGUAGAGCUAAUUAUGAUUUUGAACUAUCGCUUCGAAAACGCUCACCUGGACAACAUUCCCGCCCAUGGCAACCAAAUCCUUCCCACUAUCGGAAGCCUGACCCAGAUUCAUAUUAUGGAAUUAAAGGUGUUAGGAGAGUUAACAACUGGAUUAUUGUUCUUGGCUGCGGAAUAUUCAUGAUCAUUGGAGUUACGCUACAAGCUGUCGCUAUUGAUAGGUCGUUCACCUUUAGUCGGAAGCAACUGGAUGAAUCCUCUCGAAAAUAUGCGACCACACAUGCCGAGAUACGCGCUGAAGCAUAAAGUCGUGGCAACGAUGGUCAACUCGAGCAUAUGAUAGCGAGAAUAAACGAAAAAAUAAGAUAACGGCAGCGAUAGAAAAUUCAUAGGAUCAUGAUGUACAUAGUUAAAUUAUUUUUUUUCGGAGGUGCUAUGUAAUUGAUAGUAGAUUAUUUAUGAAAUGCAAAUAAAUAUACAGAUGGUAUAUUGUGAUAAACUUCA
Toxorhynchites rutilus septentrionalis is the source of this 849-nucleotide messenger RNA. RefSeq names its product dnaJ-like protein 60. Bases 97 to 651 code for a protein of 184 amino acids. The transcript is spliced from 5 exons. NCBI's taxonomy places the organism in Eukaryota, Metazoa, Arthropoda, Insecta, Diptera, Culicidae. The record is from RefSeq and is a predicted model, not a curated record.